AGGACAAAAACAACAGCAGUUAACCAUAAAGAUACUGGUCAGGGUAUAUUUUAGCAAACCGUUUAACAAUCAUGUUUCUCAAUCGGCAAAGCAAUCUGUGUACUUUUUCUUUUUUUAAAUCAGAUUGGCAAAACAUUUGAUUUAGAUUGGAAGUCCAGAGCACAUCAAACUGUUUCUGAUUUCAAGUCAAUACAGCUAUAAAAAGCAAAACAUUGAAAAUAAAUAAAGUAUACACAGACACAAAUGUGUUGUCAGGUCAACAAACACACAAAGUGUAAUAAAAUGUACACUUUAGGCACACAUGAUGAAUAGAGAUGCAGUUUUCACUGCUUUAGGGUUAACAGAGCUUUAGAUUUCUACCCUAGUUUAACUUUGUACUUGUCUGGAUAAGCUCUGAAUACAGAAAAUACAGGUUUUAGAGUCAGUAAAUUGUGAAAUUUAGCUAGCAUGAAACACAAGUUAUAUUUUUUAUAUUUUCUCUUUUGAGCAGUCAAACAAUCCAAAGAAAAUAUCUUUAUAAUAGAAAGAGUAGUAACUUACAAAGUUAUAUUGAAUGAACACAAAAAACUGUAAUGAUAACUAUAACAAGAAAUAUAACUACAAGGAUUUAAUAACUCUAGAGAAGAGUGAAGUCCACAACAACUAUAAUAACUGUUAUAAAGGUUAUAUUAGGGAUUGUACUGGUUUUGGAAACUGUAAUGGUUCCUGUGGCUCGUUAAAACCACUCAAUCCUAAUGAAAUUUGUCCCAAUACACUCAAGGAAACCAUUUUCAAUGGUUUUAAUGGUUAAAAGUUGAUGGUUCGUAAUGGUAUUUGUAGAGGAAACCAUUAGAAUUUCUGUGAUGGUUCUAUUGUUUUUAUUGUUUCAGCAGGGAGGUAGUAUCACAUGGCAACAUCUCCAAACUCUCCAGUUUUCUGUAAGCACACAGUGUCGAUUCUGGUCCAGAAGGGGGCAGAUUUGAUCCUGGCGCUCUUCAUGAGUUCCCUGGAGGAGAAUCUAGAGGAGCAGAACUUGUUGAGAUGAUCAGACUGGAGCUCUCGCUCAUCCGCAGCACAUCAGAUCCGUUCAGCAGAGCGUCGCGAUGAUGCUGCGCGUUUUAUUCGCUCUGAUAGCGUUCUCCGGCUCCGUUCAGGCGGAUAAACGCGCGGCGGAGAUGAAGACGAGUCUGAUGCCGUCACCCUCCUCAUCCUCAGCGCCGGAGCUGAACGCCUCCACAGCGCGUCGCGGUGAUGAUGAUGAUGAUGAUGAUGGAGACGCGCGCGCACCGAGAGUUCCACGCGGCUCCAAACACAAGCAGCAGCGCGAGCGGAACGCGCAACGUACUCCGCGACCGCAUCCCGACCCCGACGCGUUCUUCACCACGCCGCGAGCGUUCAACGGCUCGCUACGCGUCCAUAACCCGCUGUUCCCGCUCACGGAGGAGUCGUACAGCGCGUACGCCGUCAUGCUGCUCGCGCUCAUCGUGUUCUCCGUGGGCAUUGUGGGUAACCUGGCGCUCAUGUGUAUCGUGACGCACAACUAUUACCUGAAGAGCACGUGGAACUGCGCGCUGGCCAGCCUGGCCUUCUGGGACUUCACAGUGCUGUUCUUCUGUCUGCCAGUGGUCAUCUUCAAUGAGCUGACCAAGAGGAGACUGAUGGGAGAUCUGUCCUGCAGGAUAGUGCCAUACCUGGAGAUGACGUCUCUCAGCGUGACCACGUUCACUCUCUGUGCGCUCAGCAUCGACCGGUUCCACGCGGUGACCAGCGUUCAGCCGCGGACGCAGCAGGUGGAGUCCUGUCAGUCCAUCCUCCCCAAGCUAUCGGUGAUCUGGCUGGGAUCUCUGGUCCUGGCCGCUCCGGAGCUGCUGAUGUGGCGUCUGGAGCAGGAGGUGUCUCCAUGGACGGGUCUGCCGGUGGACUCGUGCGGUCAGGAGCCGUCCGUGAUGCUGCCGGAGAUGCUGUACUCGCUGGUGCUGACGUACCAUCAGGCCAGAAUGUGGUGGACCUUCGGAUGUUUCUUCUGCUUGCCGCUGCUGUUCACUGGCGCGUGUCAGCUGCUCACGAGGCACAUUGCAGACGAGAACGCCAAGAGCAUUCAUCCAUCCUCUUUGUCAUCUUCCUCAUCUUCAUCUCUGAAGAAGAAGCAGCGGCGAGAGCGUCAGCUGACCUGUACGGUGGUGGCACUGGCGGCCGUUUACGCCGUCUGCAGUUUGCCGGAAAACGUCUGGAACUUCGUUCUGGCUUACUCGGGCAUGGAGGUGGGCGUGGCCACACGGGCUCUCCUCGCUCUGAUUGGCCAGUUCCUGUUGUUCGUGCGGGCGGGAGUGACGCCCAUUCUGCUGCUCUGCAUCUAUCGGUCUCUCGGCCAGGCGUUCAUGGACUGCUGCUGCUGCUGUUGCGAAGACUGUCUUCUGGAUACUUCGUCAUCAGCGACAUCAUCGUCUUCGUCCACCAACGCUACGGCUCUCUCCUCGUCCCUGUCCUCGCCCGUCUCCGUCCAGGAGGAGAAGCUGAAGAUCAUGUCUGGAACGUCGCCCGCAGUGUUCUUCGAUAAAGUGAAAGAUGGUCCAGCUGAGCUGAUCAUCGGAACGCCGUGUUGAUCUCGGAACAUCGGCAUCAGUCUCCGUUAAAACUGUGAACCAAUCCAUCUUUAACACUCUUAAAGGGAAAGUUCACUCAUAAAUUAUAAAUUAAUUAUAAAUGUUCCAAACCUGUUUUAUUUUUAUUUUAAA
Messenger RNA from Carassius auratus (goldfish), 2714 nucleotides. RefSeq names its product prosaposin receptor GPR37L1-like. Gene Ontology annotation, molecular function: G protein-coupled peptide receptor activity. The transcript is spliced from 2 exons. The record is from RefSeq and is a predicted model, not a curated record. Gene Ontology annotation, biological process: adenylate cyclase-inhibiting G protein-coupled receptor signaling pathway; positive regulation of MAPK cascade. Bases 1083 to 2582 code for a protein of 499 amino acids. Lineage: Eukaryota; Metazoa; Chordata; Actinopteri; Cypriniformes; Cyprinidae. Gene Ontology annotation, cellular component: signaling receptor complex; plasma membrane.